This is a messenger RNA of Gryllus bimaculatus (two-spotted cricket), 2235 nucleotides long. Lineage: Eukaryota; Metazoa; Arthropoda; Insecta; Orthoptera; Gryllidae. The record is from the annotation of a GenBank genome assembly.
GUUCCAUAGAAAUGUAUCUUGAGGAAUAAAAAAAAAAAAAUAAUAAAAAAAAAUAAAAAAAUAAAUAAAAAAAAUUACAUCCUCCGUGAAUUAGUUAAUUUUUGCUUUAAAAAUGCAAGGCGUGAAAUUAGUGAUUUAGUAUCUCAAAUACCACGCAACGUUGCCCACAUUUAUUCAAGUGAAUUUUUAAUGCGAUAAUUCUAUCAUUCCAGAAGUGAAAGUCGAACAAUAAAUUAAUCAUGUUCAUUGGCAGGAUAAAUAGUCCCUUAGUAAUACAGUUUUGUUUAUUACAAAAUUAGAUUAGUAGGGUCCAGAGAUUCGGCCUGGAGGGUCAGCGCUUGAGGCAGGGAGCAAAAGUAGCCCUUCAUCCAGAACCACAGUACGAGCACUGAGACAGGCUCAAAGAGCAAAUGAAUAAGUACAAGAUCGAGAUAAUCCUAUGCGAUUCGCAGACCGGAAAGGCGAUCUUCGCUGAAAAUGUCCUCAGACGAGCGGUUGGUACCUCGAGAGUACCUGGUAGGUCUUACAGGCGCCAAUAGAUGGUAGCUGGAAAGAGGGUGAGGCAUAAGCGAAAAGGUGACACGGAUAUAAGAGAACAGUCUGCGCCAUUUUGUAGCACCACUAGAUUUUUAUCGACGUGCGUCGUGUCACAAAUCACAAAAUCUGUUCCUUAAUUGUAUUACAGUUAACGUUUGUAAAAUAGGAUCACGUCAUAGAAACUUUACAAAGAAAGAACGCAAAAACAGCGUGUUUGUUAGUCUUUGGUGCCAUCACGAUAAUUCAUUGGUGCAACAAAGAUCUUUCAUCUUCUGACUUUCAUAAUUGUUCUUUGAUUGGAUAUUCCCUAAUGUUAGAAAUGUUUGCUGAAUUUGCUUCCUUAGAUGAUAGUCUAAAAUAUUAUCUAAGUUUACUUUUUCUUUCCUGAAAUGUAUAUUCUAAAAAAAAACAACAUAAUGUUUCUGUCAACAUUUAAAAGAGAUGUCGCUAUUACAUCUGAAAGUCCUAGAAACAUCAAACGUAAUAUCAACGGAACAGCUAGGUAAAAUCAUUGAAGUAUUUUAAUUUGCAUUUUUAUAAUCAAACGUUUUCCUGAAUGGCAUUUGCCCUUUGGGGGGCACAAGACAUAAAUCUUUCUGAAAUUCUUCUUUGACGUUUUAGAUGAGCACAUAUAAAUGUUAUGUUUCUUCGGAAGUAGUGUGCAUUUCACAAUACUUUCAUUUGUGCUAUGAAUAAAAUCACACGUCAGCCUGUUUACGAACUAACUUCAAAGAUUGUAUAUUCAACUUUGAGUGUCAUGCGAUGCACUAAGUGAGAAACAAAGACUUUAUUUCUGUUCCAAAAUAAAACUCCAUGAACUACAUAUCAUAGAUGAAAGUGUGUCAGAAAAGAUGCCUCUUAUUCCGUAUUCAACUCACGAAGUUAAAUUUAUAUUCAAAAUUGUCUACUCAUUGUAAGAAUCAAAACCUGUAUUUUGCAUUCAUCAUCUACUUCGCAUUCCUUGCCAGCUUCUUCUGGCUGAAUGUAAUGUGCUUGGACAUAUGGUGGACAUUUAGUGGUUUUCGCCCGAUGCGGGGAUCCGUGAAAGAACGAGAGCACAAGAAGUUCAUCAUUUACUCCUUGUAUUGUUGGGGAUCACCUCUCAUUAUGCUUAUUAUAUGCAUGGUGAUGGACUUACAUCCAGAUAUUCCAGAUUCAUACAUUAAACCUGGAUUUGGAGAACUGAAAUGCUGGUUUAAAAGCAAUCUGGGUAAUUUCAUAUAUUUCUCAGGACCAAUUGCUAUUCUUAUCAUCUGCAACAUCAUCCUUUUCAUUCUGACAGCAGUAAAAAUCCAGCAAGUUAAACGGGGGACCAAGAUCUUAAAGAAACAAGAUAGUAGGCGACACAAUGAGGAAGAAGAAAAUAAUGCACAAAGAUUCAAUUUAUAUUUCAAGCUGUUUUUGGUAAUGGGAGUAAACUGGAUCAUGGAAAUUGUCUCCUUUGCAGCUGGAGGCCCUGAUGAAUAUUGGUAUAUUACUGAUAUUGCCAACACAUUGCAAGAUAGGAUUAGGAAACUACUUAUGGAGAGAUUCUGCCCAGGCCGAGCAGCAAAUACUAACAGUCUUAAUAAUUCAAGUAGCACACGCACAACUGGUAUACGUCACAAUGGAUCCGUCAUGUCUAGCCACCGACCUUCCUUCAAGAAUAAAGAUGAUUACCAAAUGAAAACCCUAACAUCCCCAUCGGCACGUUUAUAA